Molecule: messenger RNA, 2082 nt
Organism: Cetraspora pellucida
Lineage: Eukaryota; Fungi; Glomeromycota; Glomeromycetes; Diversisporales; Gigasporaceae
Source: the annotation of a GenBank genome assembly
CUUGCGAAUGAUUAUUUGAAAAAUACCUCACCAGAAUUGUGGAGUCUCAACGGCUUUGUCGAUUGGUGUAACUCGUGUGAUCUACUUAAGGGAGACAAAGCGAAAAUAUUGGACCAUAUAAAAAAAGGACUUGAGAAAGUCAAGAAUAAUGCACUCAUUCAAGAAGAUACGCGACAGAAGGCAACUAAAUUGUGUGAGGACUUUCAGACAUGGAAAUCAUCACAAACAACAACGAAAUAUUUCCAACAGCUUGAGAUUCGUUAUCGGACUGAACAGGAAUUGGAAGCUAUUGAAAGUCGGAAGACUAUUGAUUUCGCAGAAAUUGACCGUAUGAAGGUUUCUCAAUUACGGAGCAAUACAGAAUCAGUUACAAAGAUUCAUCAGUGUGUUUCUGAUGGUUUGGUAGAAUUUAGCAAAGAAAAUACAAUGCAAAAACGCACGUUAGAAUCUGAUCGUCGAAGUAAUUCUUAUAAAAAUCAAGAACCUUCAGCGUUGGAAGAUCUUAAAAAAUUAGAAAAUCCCAAAAAAAGACCAGCUGAUGAAGCUUUCACUAUUAUUACACCUCCUCCCAAUCUCCGCGAUUGUUCUCCCCCUCCAUCUUAUAAAAGUGGCGAUAAUUCUUUUACCACUGAAGCAUCAACUGAGGCCUCUCCCUCUUCAUCAAAUAGCUAUGACGAGUCGGAUACAGGGAUAUAUGAAGAUGUCGAUGAAAAUCCUUUUAUCACAAAGAAUGGAGAGGAAUCAAGGAACAAUAAGUUUAAUGAUCAUGACAAAUCUAAGAAAGAUAUAUAUUGUUCUGGCUUGACCCAAACAGAUGUUGAAAUCGAAGGUCUUGAUGAUGAUGGACAGAUGUCAGCAUCAGAUUAUGAACCAUUCCGUCAAAAAUAUAAUAGUAUGGAAACUUCAAAAAAAUGGUUAUUGAGUACUGGAAUUACUGUAGAAGACAAACUUUUUGAUUUUGGAUUAAAAUGUACCCGGGAACACCUUUCUCAUUCCUUUAUAUUAGAUCCAGAUGAUGAAAACUAUUUGAAAGAAGGUAUUUUUACGGAAAGUGAACUUGCUGAGAUUCGAAAUUUUCAAACAAAACCAUUCCCAAUAAUGUCUAAAGAACUUUUGACAUACCUUAACAGUUUUCGUCCAAGAACAACUGCCGAACUUAGACGAUUGGUUUUUCGACAAGAAGCUAUGGAUCAAAAUUUCGAUCGGCAGAAAGAUUUUGAUCGUGAUUGGAUAAGAAACACUGUUUAUAAUUUAUUACGGGAAUAUGAGGCAAACAGUCUUAAGAAGGAUCACUUGGAGUUGUGGUUAUUAUUACACAUCUGGGGCUUUAUUGAUAAAGCAUUUGAAAAUUUGGAAGAUGUAGAGGCUGUAAGAGGCGAAUCUUGUAGUUUUGCAUCAUCUGAAAGAAAAAAUAAAAAGCGAACUGUUUCUGCUUUAAUAAAAAUCAAAAGGAAGAUAUUAGGUCGAAAAGGAGAUCUAAUAAUUCGUAAAAUCUUUUUGGAAUACGGAUGUUCCGAAGCUGGAAUGUUUUAUAAAGGAAAAAAUGACACCAAAUUAUUGCGAGAAAGGGGUCUAAAAACUCCUAAAAUGAUGAAGGAUAUGUUUUAUCAUCUUUGUGAAUCUGUUGAUUGGGUUGAACAAAAGAUUCGGAAAAUGGAAACAAUUGGGUUCUUGCAUGCAGGGCUUAUGAUGAUGAUGCUAAGGCUCGAUUCUCCUUCUGGAUAUAUAUGUAGAAUCUCACGUUCAAAAUCUCUUAACAUCCCAUCACAAGUUGAAGAGUUUGGUGCAAAGGCACUUCCUUGUAUUUUAUUAGCAUGGAUGGCAAAAACAAUUGUUGCAAAUGUGAUUCGCUUAGUCGAACAGGAAGAUGAGAACAAUGUUAAUGAGGAGGAUCAGUUACAACAAUUACUGAACUCAUGUGAAGCUUCAAACAUAAUAUCCUCAUUAUUACCAAAGCGAGCAGAGACACACUUGUCACAUUUUCCAGGAAAUUCAAAUACACCUGAAAAAAAGCAAAGAGCUUUGUUAUUUGGUUUGGAUAAACUAGGACCACCAAUUCCUUUCAAAUUAAUGCAAAAAAAG